UCACAGUACUUUGACUGAAAAGUAUCGUAAUUCUAUUAUCAAAAUGUCUGGUCGUGGUAAAGGUGGUAAAGUGAAGGGAAAGUCAAAGACUCGAUCAACGCGGGCUGGACUUCAGUUCCCAGUUGGUCGUAUUCAUCGAAUGCUCCGAAAAGGCAAUUAUGCUGAACGUGUUGGUGCUGGAGCUCCAGUAUACUUGGCAGCCGUCAUGGAAUACUUAGCGGCAGAAGUUCUCGAAUUGGCAGGUAAUGCUGCCCGUGACAACAAGAAAACGAGGAUUAUUCCUCGCCAUCUCCAACUUGCCAUUCGUAAUGACGAAGAAUUGAACAAACUCCUCUCUGGAGUUACCAUUGCACAAGGUGGUGUAUUGCCUAACAUACAAGCAGUACUUUUGCCCAAGAAAACUGAGAAGAGCAGCGCUUAAACUCACAUCAAACCAAACGGCCCUUUUUAGGGCCA
Molecule: messenger RNA, 456 nt
Organism: Chelonus insularis
Lineage: Eukaryota; Metazoa; Arthropoda; Insecta; Hymenoptera; Braconidae
Product: histone H2A-like
Exons: 1
Coding region: 44-421 (125 amino acids)
Biological process (GO): heterochromatin formation
Cellular component (GO): nucleosome; chromatin
Molecular function (GO): protein heterodimerization activity; DNA binding; structural constituent of chromatin
Source: RefSeq, a predicted model, not a curated record